GUGCUUCUGGAGGUACUGUCUCGGUGUUCCGAGCAGUCUUACAGGGAAGGCCAGGGAAAGCGAUAUGGAACACGUGACGGAGGGUGCCUGGGAGUCGCUGCAGGUGCCGCUGCAUCCUCGGGUGCUGGGCGCACUGCGCGAGUUGGGCUUCCCGCACAUGACGCCGGUGCAGUCGGCCACCAUCCCUCUGUUCAUGAAAAACAAAGAUGUCGCUGCGGAGGCUGUGACAGGUAGUGGGAAAACCCUGGCCUUUGUCAUCCCCAUUGUGGAGAUUCUUCUGAGAAGGGAGGAGAAGUUAAAGAAGAGCCAGGUCGGAGCCAUCAUCAUCACUCCCACUCGGGAGCUGGCCAUUCAGAUUGACGAGGUCCUUUCGCACUUCACAAAGCACUUCCCGCAGUUCAGUCAGAUCUUGUGGAUUGGAGGCCGGAACCCUGGAGAAGAUGUGGAGAGGUUCAAGCAGCAUGGUGGGAACAUCAUUGUGGCAACCCCAGGCCGCCUGGAGGACAUGUUCCGGAGGAAGGCUGAGGGUCUGGACCUGGCCAGCUGUGUGAGAAGCUUGGAUGUCCUGGUGCUGGAUGAGGCAGACAGACUUCUUGACAUGGGCUUUGAAGCAAGCAUAAACACCAUCCUGGAGUUCUUGCCAAAGCAGAGGAGAACAGGCCUUUUCUCAGCCACGCAGACACAGGAAGUGGAGAACUUGGUGCGAGCGGGCCUCCGGAACCCUGUCCGAAUCUCUGUGAAGGAGAAAGGCGUGGCAGCCAGCAGUACCCAGAAGACCCCAUCCCGCCUGGAGAACCAUUACAUGAUAUGUAAGGCAGAUGAGAAAUUCAAUCAGCUGGUCCAUUUCCUUCGGAACCAUCAGCAGGAGAAGCACCUGGUCUUUUUCAGCACGUGCGCGUGUGUGGAGUACUAUGGGAAGGCCCUGGAGGCGCUGCUCAAGAGAGCCAAGAUCCUGUGCAUCCACGGGAAGAUGAAGUACAAGCGCAAUAAGAUCUUCAUGGAGUUCCGCAAGCUGCAGAGUGGGAUCCUGGUGUGCACGGAUGUGAUGGCCCGGGGAAUCGAUAUUCCUGAAGUUAACUGGGUUUUACAGUACGACCCUCCCAGCAAUGCCAGUGCCUUCGUGCAUCGCUGUGGACGCACAGCCCGGAUAGGCCACGGUGGCAGCGCUCUGGUGUUCCUACUGCCGAUGGAGGAGGCAUACAUCAACUUCCUGGCCAUUAACCAGAAAUGUCCCCUGCAGGAGAUGAGCCUCCAGAGAAACACAGUAGACCUUCUGCCAAAGCUCCGGGCCAUGGCCAUGGCCGACAGGGCAGUGUUCGAGAAGGGCAUGAAAGCCUUCGUGUCCUUCGUCCAGGCUUAUGCAAAGCACGAGUGUAGCCUCAUCUUCAGGCUGAAGGAUCUCGACUUUGCGAGCCUUGCUCGAGGGUUUGCCCUGUUAAGGAUGCCCAGGAUGCCAGAACUGAGGGGGAAGCAGUUUCCAGAUUUUGUGCCCGCAGACAUCGAUACUGACAUGAUUCCAUUUAAAGAUAAAAUUAGAGAAAAACAGAGGCAGAAACUUUUGGAGCAAAAAAGAAAAGAGAGGACAGAAAAUGAAGGGAGAAGAAAGUUCAUCAAAAAUAAAGCUUGGUCGAAGCAGAAGGCCAAGAAGGAGAGGAAGAAGAAGAUGAAUGCAAAGAGGAAAAAGGAUGAGGGUUCGGAUAUCGAUGACGAGGACAUGCAGGAACUCCUUAAUGAUACAAGGCUCUUGAAAAAAUUUAAGAAAGGUAAGAUCACAGAAGAAGAAUUUGAGAAGGGGUUGCUGACAAGCACCAAAAGAACAGUCCCGCUGACAGACUUAGGGGUCUCAGACUUGGAAGAGGAUGGCUGACCUCAGCCUCAGGUGAAGGCUGUUACACCACUGGCCCACACUGGCCUACACUCCUGCCCUUCCCGGAAGACUGUUCUGGAAAGCUGUCUGCGCUGACAGGGAAACACCAAAGAACUGGACACCCACGAGCACUACAGUCCUGCCAGAGUCUCACAGAACUCAUUAUUUGAGUGGAAAUUUGUACUUCAUAACAGAUGUCAGUAUUGGUUUUGAUUAAGUGUACUUUUUCUGGUGUAAUUUUGUACUUUAUUACAGACUUGAAAAUAUUUUCAUAUAUGUGAAAUAUUUUAUAUGUAUAUAUGAAUAUAUACAAAAUAUAUUUUCAUAUAUAUACUUAUUUUAAAUUAUUACCAUUUAAAAACAGAUACUGUAGCACACUUGAUUUUAGGCCUUGUAAAAUUUCUAAGUAUUCCCAGUCAUAUGACCUCUCCUCCCCCCCUCCCGCCCAAAUGU
Molecule: messenger RNA, 2320 nt
Organism: Microtus oregoni (creeping vole)
Lineage: Eukaryota; Metazoa; Chordata; Mammalia; Rodentia; Cricetidae
Gene: Ddx55
Product: DEAD-box helicase 55
Exons: 14
Coding region: 65-1867 (600 amino acids)
Cellular component (GO): nucleolus
Molecular function (GO): ATP binding; nucleic acid binding; RNA helicase activity
Source: RefSeq, a predicted model, not a curated record